This is a messenger RNA of Closterium sp. NIES-65, 930 nucleotides long. NCBI's taxonomy places the organism in Eukaryota, Viridiplantae, Streptophyta, Zygnematophyceae, Desmidiales, Closteriaceae. The record is from the annotation of a GenBank genome assembly.
AUGCCCGGGGAACUGGCGACGCCACGCGUCCGUCAGGCGACCAAAGCAGCGCUGGGUGGAGUGCGGACCUCCGCACUGCUCACCAGUGCGGUCGCCAGUACGGAGAACGUAGGAGCAGGGACCAAAACCCCCACCGCGCUGGCGUGCAGUGUACCACUCACGAAGCUGCUGAGGGGACAUGGUCACACCAUUGCGCUGCUGCUGCUGGCGCUGACCACCACCGGAGCCACUCCUCGGCGCAGAGUCGCGACUCGCUCCACCACCGCCGCCGCCGCCUCCGCUGCCGCCUCCGGCGCCUCCGCCGCCACCUCCACCUCCGCCUCCUCCACUACCUCUGCCGCCUCCGCUCCCUCCGCCACCUCCACCGCCUCCGCCGCCUCCACCGCUGCCGCCGCCGCCACCACCCCCGGCACCACUCCCACCACCACCCCCACUCCCUCCACCGCCUCCACCACCACCUCCACCGCCCCCUCCACCCCCUCCAGUGCCCUUGCCCCCCUUGCCCUUGCUGGUGCGACGUCUCCCGCUCGGGGCAGACGCAGCGCUGACCGACUUGAAACCAACGAGGUGGGGCGAUCGGGCUGCUCGGCGGCUUGGCUGUCGGGCGGCUCGGCUGCAGGGCGGCUCGGCUGCUGGGCGGCUCGGCUGCUGGGCGGCCGGCUGCACGGUGCUGGGCGGCUCGGCUGUCGGGCGGCUCGGUUGCAGGGCGGCUCGGCUGCUGGGCGGCUCGGCUGCACGGUGCUGGGCGGCUCGGCUGUCGGGCGGCUCUGCUGCUGGGCGGCUCGGUUGUCGGGCGGCUCGGCUGCUGGGCGGCUCGGGCGGUCGGGCGGCUCAGCUGCUCGGCGCUGCGUGCGCUGGGCGGCGGGGUCGCAGAUGGCGGCUGGCCGCAAGGGUGGGCGGGGCCGCUGUGGCGACGGGACGGGGCCGUAG